AAGGAGAACAGAACAAACAGACAUGAAGGGAAGAACUUUUUCCCAUCAUGAAGAUGACUGGGUAGAGGAACUUGGAAGCCACUGUACCAAUUAUGUCCAACUGGCUUUUAUCACCUCCUGUCUGUCCAUUUUUGUGGGAGGCAUCCUCCUCAUCUUGAUGUUCAGAAUGUUUCAGAACAUACUGUACUACUGUUUCUUUAAAUACGCUGACCGAUUUAAGCUGGUUAGCCUCAGGUCCCCCAUGUUGAGCCACUGGAAAAGAAGCUUCCAGGAUUGGGUGGUGAUGAUGAUCUCAGCUCAGACUUCUGUGGGACGUAUUCUGGUAAUACUGGUGUUCCUGUUUAGUAUUGGAUCACUCAUCAUUUAUUUUAUCAACUGUUACAGCGUCAAGCAGUUCUGCCUCUCCUUUGAAGAUCAGACAGUUAUGAUUGACUUAUUCUUCAAUGCAUUCUUCCUCCUUUACUUUGGCUUGCGGUUCUUGGCAGCAAGUGACAAGUUGACAUUUUGGCUCGAGCUUAAUUCUGUUGUGGAUUUCUUCACCAUCACUCCAGUCUGUGUCUCCUUUUACUUGGGAAGAAACUGGCUUGGUUUGCGUUUCUUGAGAGCACUCCGAUUGAUGGAGUUGCCCAAAAUAUUACAAUUCCUCCACAUCACCACAAGUGGUACUGCAAUCAAGCUGUCCAAGCUUCUAGCUGUAUUUGUCAGUACCUGGCUCACUGCUGCAGGAUUUCUUCAUUGGAUGGAGAAUUCUGGAGAUCCCUGGGUACAGGAGAAAAAUAGCCAAAACUUGACUUACUUUGAAUGCUUAUAUCUCAUCAUGGUGACUAUGUCUACAGUUGGGUAUGGAGAUGUGGUGGUCAAAACCAGCUUAGGGCGUGCAUUCAUCCUUUUCUUCAUUGUUGGGGGCCUGAUACUGUUUGCAAAUCUGGUGCCAGAAAUAGUAGACAUUGUUGGAAGCACUAAGCUCUACAAGGGUUCUUACAUCGCUGUGAAAGGUAGAAAGUAUAUUGUGGUUUGUGGUGAUAUCAAUCUGAACAGUGUAACUGCUUUCCUAAGGGACUUCCUAAACCAUUCUACAGGAGAGGUUGCCACUGAGAUUAUCUUUCUGGGGGAAAAUCCCCCCAGCCUGGAACUGGAAACCAUAUUCAGAUGUUACGCUGCUUAUAUCAGCUUCUUCCAAGGUACAGUAAUGAAGAGUGAUGACCUGGUGAGAGUGCAGAUGGGUAAUGCUGAAGCAUGCCUCAUUUUAGCUGACACAUGUUCUGCUCAACCUUACAUUGAGGAUACAUCAAACAUCAUGAGGGUACUGUCCAUCAAGAAUCAUUAUCCACACACCAGAGUCAUAAUACAGAUCAUCCAGUCUUCCAACAAGGUGUACCUACCAAAGCUUCCCAACUGGGACUGGAGGAAAGGAGACAGUAUCAUUUGCUUUUCUGAACUCAAACUUGGGUUGAUAGCUCAGAGUUGUGUGGUACCAGGUCUGACCACAAUAUUGACCAGCUUGUUUAUUCGAGAGGGCAUUCAGAAAGUGAAAACUUUACAUAAGCACCAAGAAGAAGUAAAAGGCCAGGAAUAUAAAGUGAUGACUCAGCUUCUUUCCAACACUUUUGUUGACAUGUCUUUCAAAGAUGUUUGCUGGUUGUGCUUUGUGAAGCUGAAUCUCAUACUGCUUGCUAUUGAAUUUCGAUCUAGCGUUCAUGGAAAUAGUAUCCUCAUCAACCCAACUUCCAUGAUCCAACUCCAUUCCAACACAAUGGGCUUUUUCAUUGCCAAAUCCACGAAGGAACUCAGAAGGGCUCGUUAUUAUUGUAAGCAGUGCCACAGUGACAUCAAAAAUCCAGACCAAAUUGGGAAGUGCCGUUGCAAAGCGAAUGCGCGAAGAACAUUUUCGGUUUCUGGGAAGUUUAAAGCUUUGCAAGACUUUCUGAGCCUCCCAGAUCAAUAUCCGGCAAGUUCACGAACCCUUGGGAUUCCCCCUCUCUCAAAUCUGUCUGCAGAAAGUGAAAGACUUCCAGAAGUCUUGGAAGAACAGUCCAGUGAAACUCCACUAGACUCUACAGGAAUGUUCCACUGGUGUGAAGCAGUUCCCUUUGAAAAGGCGCUCUUGAGGCACAACAAGAAGCUCCUCAGCAGUCUGCGUGAUCACAUUGUGGUCUGUGUUUUUGGAGAUGCUACCUCGACAUUGAUUGGACUACGCAACUUUGUAAUGCCUCUGAGAGCCAGCAACUUCACAUUCAGUGAACUGAAGUACAUUGUCUUCCUGGGAUCUCUUGAAUAUCUCCAGCGAGAAUGGGAAUUUAUUCAGAAUUUCCCAAAACUAGCCUUACUAAAGGGCAGUGCUCUUUCCUGUGCAGACCUGAAGGCAGCCAACAUCAAAUACUGUGCUAUGUGUGUCAUCAUCUCAGCCCAUGCCCGAGGUACUGGUGAUCAAACCCUGGUAGAUACGAAAUCUAUCCUGGCUACUCUGAACAUCCGUUCCUUGCAGUUUAAACUCAGUCCAUCAUCAGUGUCAUCAAAAGUGUCUACAGAUAAACCCUCUCAAGAUACAAUGGGGAAUCAAUCAAUGCCCAUUUUUUCCAAAAGGAUCCCCAUCAUCACUGAACUGAAGAUAGCUUCAAAUGCCCAGUUCUUUGAACAAAGGAGCGGUGCAGAUGACUGUGAAUAUUUCAACCAAAAUGUCUCACAGAAUUUUUCUAGAGGAACCAUAUUUUCUGACAGUUUCUUGGAUUCUUUGUUGUGCACAACCUAUCAUAAUCACCAUGUGUUGGCUUUACUCCAGACUCUAGUGACUGGUGGGACCAGUCCAGAACUGGAAGAGCUUUUAGCAGAGGAGACUUUAUUGUCUGGAAGUUCUAGCAAUGUGGUGCAUGUUGGGCCCAGGAACAGAUGUAAGCUGGCCCUUUUAGCACUGGCGGACAGUUCAGUUUCAAUAGAAGGACUACUGGUCUCCUUUGGGGAUGUGUACACUACAGCACUGGACAUACUCGGCAUCCUUUGCUUUGGUCUCUAUCGCCUGAAAGAUGAUCCCAACCCUUAUGAAAACAGGUAUGUGAUUGUUCGGCCACCUACCAAUUUUGAGAUCUUCAGUUCUGAUCAUCUCUUUUGCCUUGUUCCAUUCAACAUCUUAUCCAAUGACCUGACAGAGGUUAUCAAGUGCAUUCCACCAAUCAGACAAAAGGGUGCAUUGAAAGCAGAAGAUACAGUGGUUCUACAAUAA
Messenger RNA from Varanus komodoensis (Komodo dragon), 3217 nucleotides. RefSeq names its product potassium calcium-activated channel subfamily U member 1 (gene KCNU1). The record is from RefSeq and is a predicted model, not a curated record. The transcript is spliced from 27 exons. NCBI's taxonomy places the organism in Eukaryota, Metazoa, Chordata, Lepidosauria, Squamata, Varanidae. Gene Ontology annotation, molecular function: monoatomic ion channel activity. Gene Ontology annotation, biological process: transmembrane transport; potassium ion transport; reproductive process. Bases 23 to 3217 code for a protein of 1064 amino acids. Gene Ontology annotation, cellular component: membrane.